Molecule: messenger RNA, 3962 nt
Organism: Maylandia zebra (zebra mbuna)
Lineage: Eukaryota; Metazoa; Chordata; Actinopteri; Cichliformes; Cichlidae
Gene: p4ha3
Product: prolyl 4-hydroxylase, alpha polypeptide III
Biological process (GO): peptidyl-proline hydroxylation to 4-hydroxy-L-proline
Cellular component (GO): endoplasmic reticulum
Molecular function (GO): iron ion binding; procollagen-proline 4-dioxygenase activity; L-ascorbic acid binding
Source: RefSeq, a predicted model, not a curated record
UUCAGCAAAACUGAGAGACGCAAUUAGAACUGGUGAAUCUGCCGAGGAAGAGAGCGGACAGCUCACUUUCGGAGAUGAAGUUUUGUGUUCUUGUUUGCUUUCUCUCGGGCCUCCUGAGUGUCGUUAGAGGGGAAAUGUAUACAUCGCUGCUGAACGUAAAGCAGGCGGUCAGAGUUGAACGGAAGCUGAUCGAUUACCUGAGAACUUACAUUGACCACGAGUUGGACAGACUUGAAGACAUCAAACGUUUUUAUGCCAAAGUAUCCAACCUGCACACAGAACUUUACAAAGGCCCAGCGGUCACAAUGGCCAACCCUCUGGUGGCUUUUACUUUGAUCAAACGUCUUCAUUCAGAGUGGCUGAAUGUCGUCUACAGCAAUGAAGCCCUCGAGAACCUACAAGCUCUCAGGUCCAGUUACGAGGAGGAAGAGGCUGAUCUCCCCGAUCUGGAAGACCUCCAAGGGGCUGCUAAGGGGCUAAUGAGGCUGCAGGAUGUAUAUGCUCUGCAAGUUUCCAGCCUUGUAAGGGGCCGUUUCCAGAGAGUCACUAAUGGCGAGUCUGUGGAUGUCUACAUGCCUGCAGUAUCUGUCCAGCUCUCUGGUGAUGACUGCUUUCUGGUUGGGAAGGUGGCCUAUGAACAAGAAGACUAUUAUCACUCAGUGCAGUGGUUGGAGGAGUCUGCGCGCCUUUUCAGGGGAGCAGGAGAGGAGUGGAGCCCUGAAAAUGAAGGCACUUUGGAGGAUGCUUUGGAUCACCUUGCCUUUUCUCACUUUAAAACAGGAAACGUCUCCUACGCUCUGAGUCUAUCUCAGGAGUUACUGCAUCACAAUCCAAUGAAUGGAAGAGUUUUGCAGAAUGUUAAGAAAUACGAGAAGCUCCUGGUUGCUGCUGGUCCACCCAGAGGCACUGGGUUGACGAGACCCUCCUCCAGUUUUUUAAGGACCAGGGACACUUAUGAGAGACUCUGCCGGACUCGAGGCUCUCAGCGCAGGCAUUUUGCAAAUCCCCAACUCUUCUGUGACUACUUCACCAACAACAAUCCUGCACUGAUACUGAUGCCUGCAAAACGGGAGGUGGUGAGCCUGCAGCCGUAUGUGGUCCUCUACCAUGACUUUGUUACUGACACAGAGGCUGAAGACAUCAAGAGCCUCGCCCAGCCAGGACUGAGAAGGUCUGUAGUGGCAGCUGGAGAGAAACAAGCAACAGCAGACUAUCGGAUCAGUAAGAGUGCAUGGCUGAAGGGCUCAGCACAGUCUAUUGUUGGGAAGUUGGACCAGAGGAUCUCACUGCUCACAGGUCUGAAUGUGAAGCAUCCAUAUGGCGAGUACCUCCAGGUGGUGAAUUAUGGGAUUGGUGGCCAUUAUGAACCUCAUUUUGACCAUGCUACUUCACCUUCAAGCCCCGUGUUCAAGUUGAAAACUGGGAAUCGGGUGGCUACAUUUAUGAUAUAUCUCAGCCCGGUGGAGGCAGGUGGGUCCACAGCGUUCAUUUACGCCAACUUCAGCGUUCCUGUUGUGGAGAAAGCUGCUAUCUUCUGGUGGAACCUGCACAGAAAUGGUGAAGGAAACGACGACACACUGCAUGCUGGCUGCCCCGUACUUAUUGGAGACAAAUGGGUGGCAAACAAAUGGAUCCAUGAGUAUGGUCAAGAGUUCCAACAUCGCUGCAGUCUGAAUCCUCAAGAGUGAAGGGGUGGAGCCAUUGCUGGGCCCCUUUGGAGUGCAAGCCUUUGCAAUUGUGAGCCACAUCUACAGGGAGAGAGAAGGAGGCAGCAGGAAAGUUGAUGCACAAGCAAGGGCAGCGAGAGCUGGGGAAGCAUGCAUCUGUGAUUGGAGCCCUAAAGCCCCAGGGAUCCUGGAGUGUACAGCGGACACUGCUGCAGUGGACAUGGUGGAGGAGGAGGAGGCAGAGGAGGAGUGGGGCAUCUGGCAGCCAGCCCCCAAGGGCGAAAUGCUCUUUCUGGCCAGUUCCUGCAGAUGGAUAGAGGCCUUUGCCUUUGCACACUGUGCUGGCUUUAGUACACUGUGCAAGGCUGUUUACCUCCUGACAGCUUUAAACAGAGAUCUUAUACAGCCCUGUUCCUACACUGGGCUCACUCAGGGAUCUGCUUUUACAAAUCAAACUUUAUUUUGAAAUAUAAAUAGUAAAUUAAUAAUAAAUACUAAGUCAACAGAGAUAAUCAGUGUCUCAGAAAGAAUCAGGUUUCAAGAGGUUAAAAUCCGAGUCACCAGAGAUUAAUGUUGUCAGAGCUCAGGCUCGAAGUUCAGGGUGGUGCCAGUGAGUCAAAGGAAGUAGAAAUUGUGAAUGUGCCUGCACAUUCCCAGCUGGCUGAAUGAUGUGGUCAUUGCUGUCUGUGGGAGACUCUUUGAAUUUGGUUGGAUUUAACUGAAUGUCUCAUGGAACAAAUGAACCAGCAAGAGUAGAGAGUUGAGGUUCAGAUUCUGCUCUUCAUUAAUGUUGGAACUUGUGUAAACUCACAUGAACAAUCCUGACUGCAUACUAUUCAGAUAUGAGUGUCUAAGUAGGUCAUAACCCAUCAUAAAACAGUGCUGAAAUUCACUAUAUGAGGUAGGAAAAGCAGGAUUGGAUGUAUGUGACAUUUUGGAGAUGCCCUGCUGCUUGAGUGGAAAGGAUCUCUGAAUAAUACCUUUGCUCACCGCAGUGUACACAGACAGUACUUCCAAGUAUAUAAACCAGCCUGUUUCACAUUCCUGCAUGCACAGUAAAGAGCAGGAUUGUUUUCCCAGGGAGAUGAUGGAUAGACAGGCUCGACUGCUCUGAAGCUCUAAUAACGCUUUGCUUGUCAUGUGUAAGUCACAGGAAAUGCUCAAAGCAAAAAGAUCUUAGAACACAAAUUUAUUUCAUUUAAAGAAUAACUAAAUACUAUUAUAUUAAAAAACACUGUAGUUACAAGCUGGGUUAGGUAUUUAGUUUCAUUUUCUUACCUAUAAAAAUCAUCUAAAUCAUCUAUUUUUUAAAUUAAUAAAAAGAUUAUUUUUAUUUCAUCAAAUCAAACAUCUCAAUAAUCAGAAUGGUUUAAAGUAAUCAUUUCUUUCUGUCUGUUUUAAAAUUUACUGUUUCUUUUAGAACUGAAGGAGUUUUAAUCUGCACUCUGGAUGUACUCAUUAUCACUGGUUCUCACUGUUUCCACAGCAAAUAUAGCUGCAGAUGGACUUGCUGCUCUGCAAGCGUAAAGUCCAAACUAUUUGAAGCUCACAUAACCAGAGGUCAUAAUAUCAGGUCAUGCGUAGGUCUUCCUCGGCACACUGUCAAGAGCACACGGUGAUUCUGUUCCUCACAAAACAAAUUCUUCAGAGCCUUAUGGGUCUUUCUAAGUUUUGAGAACUAAACGAACACUUUUUAAAGUCAGUGAGUUUGCACAACUGAUGGAAAAUACAGAUAAGUAGCAACAUAAAAAGCGAAUCAUAGGUAAUAACAAGUCUUUUUAAUCUCAGAUUCAAGAAAGGGGGGGGGGGGGGGGAGCAUUACAGACUUGUGUUAGUGAACAGCUUUGACUGAAAGACCAGGGCUUCCCUCUACUGGUAGACAGCUCGGAGGUGUAUUUGUAAUUUUUCACAGUAAUAUAUAUUGUUUGGUUGUUUUUUUAAUCUAUUGUUUAUUUGCUUUUACACAGUUGAACAGUUUUGGAUGCAUUGUUGAAGCUGCACUUAUGGUUGUUUUAAAGGACUGUUGGACACUGGGUACAAGAAAAAACACUUUUGUGCCAAUAAAAUACACUUCUGAAUAAAAUGAUUGCAAAUAAAGCUUUCAUAUGUGUGUGUCACAUACAUUGUGAUACAUAUUUCACAAAUUUUAGAAUCGCUUCAAUUCAAUGUAAUGGUUGAGCUGCAAAAAGUAAAAGUGUCCACUGUGGCUAAAAAGCAAAUGGCAGAGAAAAGUCUUAAAACAGAAUAUUAUUUGCCCCCCCGCCCAUCCCAAUUAAUCUCUGUAUUCCUGCUUCC